Triplophysa dalaica is the source of this 1828-nucleotide messenger RNA. RefSeq lists its product as uncharacterized. Gene Ontology annotation, biological process: negative regulation of T cell proliferation; cell surface receptor signaling pathway; positive regulation of T cell proliferation. The coding region runs from base 453 to 977 and encodes 174 amino acids. The record is from RefSeq and is a predicted model, not a curated record. Lineage: Eukaryota; Metazoa; Chordata; Actinopteri; Cypriniformes; Nemacheilidae. The transcript has 4 exons. Gene Ontology annotation, cellular component: external side of plasma membrane.
UGCUGUAGAAAAUAUAUAGGCAUAACCUUUUGGGGAAUAGGCUUAUUAUUACUUUAAAAUUACCUUGAAACAAGUUGGUUAAAAUCGCAAAAUAGUUGUGAGGAAAGGUCUACUAUCUUUAGUUUGCAGAUGGCAGGCUUGCAUCUUCUUAUCUAUGCUGUUGACAUGAUAAUUAUUUAUUACAGUGAAUAACGUUACUCUUGGAGUCCAGACCGUCCGAAUAUAUUUUUUCAUUUUUAUUUUGUUUUAUUGGCUGCACUGCAACAGUACAAUUGUGAUAUUAAAAGCAGCAAAACAAUAGUUUUUACACAAAGGAUAAUGGUUACAAUGUAGACGGCGCAUGCGUAUGGCUUUGCAUUGCAAAUUUUACCGUCGUAGCAAGCAGCUCCAAAUUCGGUGGCAGCGAAUAGGCUCAAUUGUCUGUAAUAGAUACUAUAAUAGAAACUGUCUACAUGAUUAUUAAUAAGAAGACCGUGAUGAAAAGUUGGUUGAGCAUUUGUUACAUUUUGCUGUUUAUUGAUGAUGUGUCUCUACAGAAAACAGUUGAGGGUUUUGUUGGAAGUUCUGCAGUGUUGUCCUGUCACUACAAUAAAAAAUUGCAAGACCUGACGGCACAUUGGAGAUAUAAUGACAUCAAGAAUGUUUAUGACAUACAAGAAGGCAGAGGGUCGGCUAGGGAGCAGCACCAGGAAUACACGGGCAGAGUUCAGGCAUUUUCUCACGAAUUUGUAAAAGGCAACUUCUCCCUCAAAAUUGAGAAUCUUCGACUCACUGAUGCAGGAACAUACUGCUGUUACAUUAUUGACACAAAUUACCAGGAAUGCACAGAUCUUAGUGUUAAAGUAAAACCACGUGAAACAAGAACCAAAAGCGAAGAAAAAUCUGAAAGAAUGAACCACGGAGUUGACAUAAAAGCAGAUGAAAUAGUAGCACUUUUAAUUCCAUUGUUAUCUAUGAUUAUUCCUCUCUGCAUUUGAUUCUGUGAAUGUGAAUCGUUGACAAGCUUGUGCUUUAAUAAUAGCUGCAGUGAGCCAUUGCUUGACCAACUUCUACCUGAUCAGGACUAUAGGUCAUUUUUAUGGACCACAGAACAUAUAUUAUUAUUGUAAUAGCUCUUUUAGCUAUAGUAUAUAAUAUUGUUUAGCUAUAGAGCAGUAACACAUCGUGUUACGUCUUUGACACAUCUAACCAGCUAGACCAUGUAUAAUGAUCUGUUUACGUCAUAUGAAACGAAAGCUUCAACUGAUAUGAGGCUACAGUAGUUUGUGUAAGGUACUUUUGUAUUUUGCCAACAUGCACUUUGAAAAAAAAAACAUCUUUAAGAAAAGUGACAAUGAGAUGAUUUUACUUUUUGAAUACAAGGCUGUGUAUACAGUAAUUUUGAUUUAAUAUGGCAAAUUUUCUAACUACAGUACAUUAGAUGUUUUUGUUAACCAGGGGUUUUAAGGAGUUGUUGUUGUAAGGAAAUUUUAAAUUUAAAGUAAAUUUGCUCUUUGGUCACACUACAACAAUUAUUUGUUUAUUUAUUUAUGUUUAUUUAUUUAAAUUAUAAUGAUCUUAUUUUAUUUUAUACACCAAACUAUUUACAGAUUGUCAAUAGUUUUUCACUUUAGUUGAACUAAACAAUUGUUUGUUUAUUUAUUAUUAACAUUAUAUUAUUUAUUUAUUUGUGUGUAUAUAUAUAUAUAUAAAUAUAUAUAUAUUUACUUUAUUUGUUCAUGUGUCUCCUGUUUGACAAGUCUUGUAGAUUUCCUUUCACCUUUUUGUGUUGCAAUGCUGUGCUGACUAAAUGGUUUGCGCUGAAAUAAAGGUGUGCUUUCGAGUUCUA